AUGGACAUCGACCCUGACAUCGCGAAUUGGAUUCUGGACUUCCUUCUCCGGCAGCCGCUUGACGACCAGGCACUGAGUUCUCUGCUUCGCGCCCUCCCUCUUGCAAACGACGACGCCGACCUGAAAAAGCUCCUAUUGAUUCGGAAAAUGGAGUCCGAGGUAUCGCAAAAUUCAAUUUCCGAGAGCACCCUUGAUUUGUUCGAACAAUUGGAGGAAUUGGAGUUCCGAAAAGGGAACGACGCGGUUUCAGACGCCAUGAAGCGCGCGUAUUGCGCUGUGGCAGUGGAAUCCACGGUGAAGCUCCUGUCGAACAGGGACGGUGGGGAUAAGCCCAGCAAGUUUGAUUUUUUCGAGGCCGUGAAGAGAAUUUGGAGGGGCAGAGUUGGGAGAAUGGAGAAGGUGGUGGAGAAAGGAGGAUUGGGUUCGGACGAGCUCUGGUCGUGGAAGGACGAGAUGGAGGCUGCCGUCUGGGAGGAUAGCGUCUGCGAAGGUGUUGUGAAGAGGAGUGCAGGAGUUGUUGGGGUUGAGGUGGUUAAGGCUUAUCUGAGGGAGGAGAGAGAGAAAAUGGGUUCCUCGUUUCUAGAGAUGGUGGCCGAGGGUGUGAAGAAUGGGGACAUAGUUCACGAGGUUUUGGGCCUGGAGAAUGGUGGUCGGGUAGUAGCAGAAAGUGAGGCGCCUUCAAGUUGUGACGGUGCUAUAAGUAAUGGCGGCAACGGGACAGAAAAGAAAAGAAUUAAGCUCAGGGACAAGCUUGUUGGUUUACGACGUUCUAGAGGAUCAGUGUCCCGUAAUUCAAGAGGAGCCAAAAUUGUUGACUCUGAUGAAAAUAGUUCAGGGCCUUCCCACAGAAAUUACAAUUUGCCAUCAAGUGCAGAAGUUAAUAGAGUUCGGGAAGCCCUUGGGUCGAGUGCGUCCGAGCUACAUGCCGCUGUGAAGGAUCCCCUUCCGGAUGCGUUACAGUUUGCGGAAACAAUCUCUGAUGACUCACGAAAAGACAAACACCAUGAACCUACUGUAGAAAAUAAUCGUUUUCGGCCCAAUCUAUUCAUUGUGGAUGGUGCUGGAGUUGUUCAAGGAAGUAGCCCUAAUGUGAACAAUGGACCUAAACCGAGUUUGAUGGAGCGAAACAGUACUGCACAUACUUAUGAGUGGGAAGAUUCAAUUGAUAGGUCACAAGAAGACCCAGCUUCCGGAAGCAGGCUUCUGUUACCUAGUCCAAAGCCGAUAAGCAUGUCUCCUUUAGACAGAUACGAGGUUAAAAACUUAAAGAGAAGGAGGAAAGGUCGUAAAUGGAGUCUUGCGGAGGAAGACACCUUGAGGACCGGAGUAGAAAAGUAUGGCAAAGGAAAUUGGAAGGUCAUUCUAACUGCGUACCGUGAAGAAUUUGAGGGUAGAACUGAAGUUGAUUUGAAGGACAAGUGGAGGAACCUGACGCGCUACGGGUAG
This is a messenger RNA of Striga hermonthica, 1446 nucleotides long. The record is from the annotation of a GenBank genome assembly. NCBI's taxonomy places the organism in Eukaryota, Viridiplantae, Streptophyta, Magnoliopsida, Lamiales, Orobanchaceae.